AGAUAGUGUGUAAUCAUCAUCAAUGCAAAUGUCACUGAAACCCCACCAUCUACAGUGACUCAGUGAGUCCUUCAACCCUCUCAGUUCUUUUCCCUCUUCUUCUCUCACUCGUAACCCUAAUUUCAAUUCUGAGCUUUCUGUGUGCCCAAAGCUGCGAACUUGAUUGUUUCUGAGCUUUCUGUGUGCCCAAUUGGGUGGUGGGGAAGAAAGAGGGGUGUGUUUGAGAGAGGUAUGAAAGUGGCAUGGAGGUUGAAAACCCAAGAAUCGGAAAUGGGGGAGGAGAAGAUGGGGAGAUCAAGAGGAGUAGUAAUGGCGGCGGCGGGGGGCUUGGGCGGCUCUGUGGCUGGCCGUCGUCGCGGAUUGUUCGGGUUUCUCGAGCUUCGGGGGGGAAAGAUAGGCACAGUAAGGUGUGGACUUCGAAGGGGCUGAGGGACCGCCGUGUGCGGCUCUCCGUCAACACGGCGGUGCAGUUUUACGAUUUGCAGGACCGGCUCGGCUACGACCAGCCGAGCAAGGCGGUGGAGUGGCUGUUGAAGGCGGCGGCGCCGUUCAUCGAGGAGCUGCCUUCUUUACAUGACUUGUUCCCUGAUACGCUUCAGCUUAGCGACGAGAGAAAGCCGAACGGCGGAGCCGGAGUGGAGCCGGCGGCUCAGCAAAGUAGCCCGUCGGAUACUAGCAAAGGCUCGGCGCCGUCGGCGGGGCUCUCGCUUUCCCGGUCCGAGUCGCGCAUCCUGGCUCGAGAACGCGCCCGCGAGCGAGCCGCCGAGAAGGAGAAGAGCAAAGACGAUAUCGCCCCCGCCCCCGGGAGCCUUAUUUCCCAAAACUCUAGCUUCACGGAGCUGUUAACUAACGGCGGUAACAACAACGGCAAAGACGAAGAAUCAAAUUUCUUCUCCCUUGAUUACGUCACCACUACUGGAUUACUAACCCGCUCAACCGCCCAACCGUCUUCCCCGGAUUUUCCGGCCCACGUUCAUCUCGGAAACCCUAUACAUCUUCCACCUCAUCCUCCUCCUCCACCGCCGGUUUCUUCCCCGCUGUUCACUAUUCCCGGCGAGCACCACUCGGAGCUGCAGAAUUUCUCCUUCGUCACGGACCACCGCCACCACAACAACGAAUACAAUCUAAACUUCAGCAUUUCGUCUCCUUCGUCUCAUUCGGGCCUUACUGCUUUUAGGGGGACCCUUCAGUCCAAUUCUCCUUCCUCGCCUUCUCUUCUGCCUCAUCUACAGAGGUUUCCGGCCGUAGACUUAACGCCGGCGAGUUUCUUCACCGCCGCAGCUCCCACUGCCCCAGUCGACAACCACCACCACUUCCUCGGAUUCGACGCCCGUUUGCAGCUCUUCUAUGGCGACCACCACGCAGAUCAUAACGGCAAAGGAAAAACCUGAGCUCAUAAAAGCGCCGCCGAGCUCAUCUCCACCUCAUCUUCAAACAAGGUGAUUGAAGGUGAAUCAAUGUAGCCAAGUGAAGCAAGCUUCCCUGCAACUUCUUAUUAUGCUUCUUAAAUCAUUAUUCUGAUUUCUGGAUUUGUUGAUUUCAAGCAAUUCAUGUAUUAGCCUGCCAAGUUGUGUUGUAUUUUCUUGAUAUGAAAUAAUGUGUUUUUGCUUCAAAUUAUAUUCUUUCUUGUUCCCCUUUCAA
Messenger RNA from Ipomoea triloba (trilobed morning glory), 1641 nucleotides. Its product is annotated as transcription factor TCP24. Gene Ontology annotation, molecular function: sequence-specific DNA binding; DNA-binding transcription factor activity. The record is from RefSeq and is a predicted model, not a curated record. The coding region runs from base 243 to 1391 and encodes 382 amino acids. The transcript is spliced from 2 exons. Lineage: Eukaryota; Viridiplantae; Streptophyta; Magnoliopsida; Solanales; Convolvulaceae. Gene Ontology annotation, cellular component: nucleus. Gene Ontology annotation, biological process: regulation of secondary shoot formation.